Molecule: messenger RNA, 8258 nt
Organism: Clarias gariepinus (North African catfish)
Lineage: Eukaryota; Metazoa; Chordata; Actinopteri; Siluriformes; Clariidae
Gene: dock8
Product: dedicator of cytokinesis 8
Exons: 48
Coding region: 348-6614 (2088 amino acids)
Biological process (GO): positive regulation of establishment of T cell polarity; positive regulation of T cell migration; small GTPase-mediated signal transduction
Cellular component (GO): cell leading edge
Molecular function (GO): guanyl-nucleotide exchange factor activity
Source: RefSeq, a predicted model, not a curated record
GGACAGGAUUCCUCCUUCCCAGCCAGCGUGACUAACAGAGCGGAAAACAGCGGAUCAUAUUUCUAGUCGUUACCAGGAGUUAUUAAUUAUAAUGAUAACGGAGGAAAGAAGGAAAGGGGCAUAAAGAGAGAGAGAAACUCGCACAGAGCAGAAUGCAGAUUAAGUAAGGAAACCCUCUCUCGCUCUCUCUCUCUCCCCGCAUGCCCGUUCUGAGUGUUUGGGUUUGUCCAAAUGCGGAAGUUGCCGCCCAGAGAAUGCACUGAUAGCGAGAAGAUGCUGCUGACGAUGACAGCUGUAAGGCCCCGCUCCCUGACUGCGGGUUAAAGCCUCCUGAGCCCCGCUCCACGAUGGCCUCGCUGCCGGAGCGCCGGGCGUUCGCGCUCAAAAUCAACAGGCAUUCAUCUGCUGAAAUCCGCAAAAACUUCGGCGGGCUCGGCUAUGGCACCGCCCAGAGCGGCCCGCAUCACCGCAACAGCUCCAGCGUCUCGGCGUCCAUCUGUUUCAACGUCCCUCAGUCUUAUGACGCAGUGGAGCCCUUGGACGUGGAGGAAUUCCUGAUGACGCAGCUGCGCAGCGGAGAUGCCGAGCUCAUGCAGGAGCUGGGCGAGUUCCCUGAUGAUGACCUGGAGGUGGAUUUUAUGGACAGGGAAUGUCGAACUGCCUAUCAUUCUGUCCCUGAGGAUGAGGCGGAACUGGAUCCUCAUGUGAGAGACUGUGUGAAGAGUUACACUCAGCCUUGGCUAGUGGUCGGCAGGAGAUGCCAAGGGGAUGGAUGGACCGCAUACUCAGAGAGGACAGGGUUUCACAAAUUACUUCAGAAGCAAACGUUCGAGUCUGAUGUCCAACCUGAGAAACAGGAGCAACCGACGAAGUCUCCGUCAUUGGCAGUGUUGUGUGAUGACGACAGCUCUCGCAGCACUCUCACCUCUUCUGAUUUCGACCUCCGGGGGCUUCAGCCAGACCCUCGUAUAGACAACCUCCUGCAGUUCAGUAACCCCGACGACCUCGACCGCUUUAACCUCGAAGCCAGACAGAACAACCGCCACCCAGAAAUUUUCGCCCUCUAUCCUCCUACUGAUGAGGAAGAUGCAGUAGACAUUCGUCCCAUUCCUGACAGUCCAAAGGAGCACAUGGGCCACAGGAUCCUAGUGCGGUGCCAGAGCAUCAAGUUUGAAAUUGAGAUCGAGCCUGUGUUUGCCACCAUGGCCCUGUAUGACCUGAAAGAAAAGAAGAAAAUUUCAGAGAACUUCCACUUUGAUCUAAACACAGAUCAAAUGAAAGGAUUACUGCGCUCCCACAGCCCUCAUUCUGACAUCUCCACACUGGCAAGGGCUGCCAUUUUCUCCAUCUCCUACCCAUCUCCAGACAUCUACCUGGUCAUUAAGUUAGAGAAAGUCCUGCAGCAGGGGGAGAUUGGAGACUGUGCAGAACCUUACAUAGGAAUGACUGACAAUGCCAAGAACAAAGACAAGCUGGAGAAGCUUCGAAAUCAAGCAGAGAACUUCUGUCAGAGGUUGGGUCAGUACAGGAUGCCCUUUGCAUUCGGUACAGCCAACAUUAUGAAUGUUAUCAGCACGGCCACACUCGAUCGCGACACGACCGACUCGGAAAGCAUUAAUGGCAAAAACAGUAUGGAUAAGAAGGCAUACCUGCCCAGGCGUAACUCAGAGAAGUUCACUACAGUGGAAGACCAGUCCAACCUGUCCGGCUUCAAAUCUGCCGUCAUAACCAUUCAGACACUUUUCAAACAGGAAGGUGAGCGGCUCAGUGAUGAAGACUUAUUCAAGUUCCUGGCGGACAUCAAGAGGACGUCGACUAUUCAGCGACGUAUCAAGAUAAUACCAGGUUUUGUGAAGCUAGAGGUGUCCCAGGUGCCAGAUACAGUGAUGCCGUGUCUGUCUCCUGAGCUCAUCCCCAUUAAACCUGUAUCAGAGAAAAACCAGCGACCUGUGAAAGAAUUGCUCGAGUUUCCAUCCAACUAUGUCUACGUCCCUCACUGCAUAUACAGAAACCUGCUGUUUGUGUAUCCUCAGAGGCUUAACUUUAGCAACCGUCCAAACCCGUUGGUAACCGCCAAGAAUAUUACUAUAAAGAUCCAGUUUAUGAAUGGAGAAGAGGCGCUGCCUGUUAUAUUUGGGAAAUCAAGUGGCCCAGAGUUUCUAUCGGAGAUCUACACUUCAGUCACAUACCACAACAACUCGCCAGAUUUUUACGAAGAGGUGAAGAUCCGGCUGCCGGCUCGUCUGACCGAGAAACACCACCUGCUGUUCUCCAUCUUCCACAUCAGCUGCCAACAGAAGCAGAACCAGAGCGGCAGCGUGGAGAAUCUCAUCGGAUACUCAUGGUUACCCAUGCUCAAUAAUGAGAGGCUGCAGAUGGGAGCUUUCUGUUUGCCCAUUGUUCAAGAACGUCUUCCUGUGAACUACUUGCUGCAUUCUCCUGAGAAAUUGCCAAUCCAGGUUCCACCAGUCAAGUGGAUUGAUGGUCACAGAGGAAUUUUCAGCCUGGAAAUCCAGGCCGUGUCUUCUGUUCAUACACAGGAGAGUCACCUGGAGCGCUUCUUUACUCUGUGCCAUGCUCUGGAGGGGAAGGCUACAUUCCCGAUCCGCGUAGGGGACGACAAAGUGCCAGAAAACAAGCUGGAGCACGAGCUAAAGCUCAGCAUCAUCUCCCUUUCCUCCUCCGAACUGGAGCCACUUGUACUCUUUCUCCACCUGGUCCUGGACAAGCUGUUCCGUCUCAUCAUGCAGCCCAUGGUCAUCGCUGGCCAGACUGCAAAUCUGGCACAGAUAGCUUUUGAGUCAGUGGUGUCUGUAGUGAACAGCCUUCAUAACAGUCAGGAACUGGCCAAGGACCACCAAGGCAGGAACUGUCUCCUAGCAACCUACCUCUACUAUGUGUUCCGGUUGCCAGACACUCAGCUGGAAGUCAUUAACACAGGCGGACUGGUACAGGAGAGCAGGUACAGCACUAUGGGCCGAGCCACAGCCACAAGCGUAGGCAACAUGCUGUUUCAUUCCCGAGUCCGCUCCAGCAGCAACCCCGAUAUUCCUAAUCCACAGAGCCCUGAGGACGCCGAGGUGAAGAGCAUAAUGGUUGAGAAGGGAUUGAAUCAUCCCGGCAGCAGGAUGUCCACUUUUAUUGAUGUUACUAAUCGAUCUCAAAUUACCGCUGGUAGCUUUCGGCACACAAGCAGAAAGCAAUUUCAUGAAGAGCUGGCUCUUCAAAUGGUGGUGAGCACUGGCGUCUGCAGAGAGAACGUUUAUAAAUACGCCUGGUUCUUCUUCGAGCUGCUGGUGAAAAGCAUGGCUCAGCAUGUCUCUCAGAUGGACAAUGCAGUAUCUCGCAAAAAUCGCUUUUCUGACCGCUUCAAGGACGACAUUACCACCAUCGUCAACGUGGUGACGGCUGAAAUUGGCACUAUCCUGGUGAAACAGCAGAAGGAACAGGAGCAGGCUGAAAAGGUGAACAUUAGUCUGGCGUUCUUCAUCUAUGACCUGAUGUCUCUCAUGGACAGAGGCUUUGUCUUUAACCUGGUUAAAAACUACUGCAACCAGAUGUCCGCAAAGAGUGUGACCUUGUCGACUCUGAUCACCAUGAGGCUGGAGUUUUUGAGAGUCCUCUGCAGUCAUGAGCACUACCUGAACCUGAGCCUGUACUUCAGUAGCCCUUCAUCUGCUCCCACGUCCCCUUCCCCAUCUGUCACCUCACAGACCUCGAGUUCAUGUAGUCUGCCCGACCAGAAGAUUGCAGCCAUGUUUGAUCUGACUCUGGAGUUCAAGCAGCAGCACUACCUGACUGGCCUGCUGCUCACUGAACUGAGUGCGGCUCUCGAUAUGGAGUCCGAAGGAAGUAAGGUGCAGCGCAAAGCCAUAAAUGCCACAUAUAGCCUACUGUGUGCUCAUGAUUUGGACCCUCGGUGCUCACGGUUAGAAGUCAGGACUAGGAUUGCUGCUCUUUACCUCCCCCUGGUGGGGAUCAUCAUCGACUCCCUCAACUACCUCGACUUCACAGUUUCUGAGUCACGGGGCAACAAGACCAAGUCCAGCGGGCCAGAGGACGAGUUUGAUAAUGUCCCUCCUAUCAAUCAGUCUGUUGCCAUGGCAAUUGCAGGAAACCCGUUCAACACCCUGGCAAGAAAUGCACUGGUGUCCAUGGCCUCUGUGUCAGGUAGAAGCUGUAGCACGCUCUCUGCAGAGACCAGCCGUAAUCUGCUGGUGUGUUUCCUGUGGGUCAUGAAGACUGCAGACCAGGGCCUGAUCCAGCGUUGGAUAGUGGACAUCUCCCUGUCUCAGCUCAGUCGUCUCCUCGAGCUCCUCACCAUCUGCACGUCCUGUUUUGACUACAGGGGGAAACAGAGCUCAGAUAAAGUGAGCGUGCAGGCCCUACAGAAAUCUCAGCAGGCUAAAGCUCGUCUGGAAGAGGCACUACUGGGAGGCCUGGGAGCCAGAGGACAGAUGAUGAAGAGGGUGGGAGCUAACGACCGGACCGUGGGCCAGAGAGAGAACCUGCGCUGGAGGAAAGACCUCACACAGUGGCGCCAGACCAACGACAGACAGGACAAAUCUAAAGCUGAGUUGGACCAGGAAGCCAUAAUCAGUGGGAAUCUGGCCACCGAGGCCAACCUCAUAGUCUUGGACCUGCUGGAGAUCAUCGUGCAGGCUGUACCACUGGCAGACUAUAAGGAUAGUGCGGUUGGUGGGGUACUAAGGGUUCUGCUGCACUCACUAACGUGCAACCAGAGCACUGUGUUUCUAGCACACUGCUUCAGUACGAUCCGUGCUCUCGUCGUGAAGUUCGGGGACUUGUUGUUCGAGGAGGAGGCCGAGCAGUGUGCGGAUCUGUGCCAGAAAGUGCUUCAGUACUGCAGCAGCUGUGUGGACAGCAACAGGAACCAGGCCUGCGCUACACUCUACCUCAUCAUGAGAUACAGCUUUAGUUCCGCAAGUAAUUUCUCCAGAGUGAAGAUGCAGGUGACCAUGUCAUUGGCGUCUCUAGUAGGAAAGUCCUCGGACGUGCACGAGGAGUACCUGCGCCGCUCGUUCCGCACCAUCCUAGCCUACGCCGAGGAAGACGCGGAGAUGCAAUCCACACAGCUUCCUGGACAGGUGGAUGAACUCUUGAGGAAUCUAAACAGCAUCCUUUCAGAUACAGUCAAAAUGAAGGAGUUUCAAGAAGAUCCUGAAAUGCUCAUGGACCUUAUGUAUAGGAUCGCAAAGGGCUACCAGACGUCACCUGAUCUGCGUCUGACCUGGCUCCAGAACAUGGCUGAGAAGCAUAACGGCAAAAAGUGUUUCACCGAGUCAGCCAUGUGUCUGGUGCAUGCUGCUGCCCUGGUGGCUGAGUACCUCAGCAUGCUGGAGGACCACAAGUACCUGCCUGUGGGCAGCGUCACCUUCCAACACAUCUCCCCUAAUGUCCUGGAGGAGUCUGCGGUGUCCGAUGAUAUCCUGUCCCCAGAUGAGGACGGAGUUUGUUCAGGACGGUACUUCACAGAGACUGGUCUGGUGGGGCUUCUUGAGCAGGCUGCAGAACUCUUCAGCAACGGUGGAUUGUAUGAGGCGGUGAAUGAGGUGUAUAAAAUCAUCAUUCCUAUCCUGGAGGCUCAUAGAGAUUUCCGGAAACUGGCCACAACUCAUGACAAUCUGAAAAGAGCUUUUGAGAACGUCGUUCAGAAGGGUCAUAAGAGAAUGUUUGGGACGUAUUUCCGCGUGGCAUUUUUUGGCUCGAAGUUUGGAGAUCUUGACGAGCGUGAGUUUAUAUAUAAGGAGCCCGGAAUCACACACCUACCUGAGAUCUCCCACAGACUCGAAAAUUUUUACGGACAGUGUAUGGGAGACGGUGUUCUGGAAAUGAUUAAGGAUUCCACACCUGUAGACAGAAACAAACUCAAUCCCAAUAAGGCAUAUAUACAGAUCACGUUUGUGGAGCCCUACUUUGACGACUAUGAGAUGAAAGAUCGCAUGACCAACUUUGAGAAGAACUUCAACCUGCGCAGGUUCAUGUACACCACCCCGUUCACUAAGAGCGGACGGCCCCGGGGAGAGCUCAACGAGCAGUACAAAAGGAAGACUAUCCUCACCACACAGCAUGCUUUUCCUUACGUAAAGACGCGAAUCAAUGUCAUUCAGAAGGAGGAGUUUGACCUGACUCCGAUUGAGGUGGCUAUCGAAGACAUGCAGAACAAAACCCGCGAGCUGGCUAUCGCCACACACAAAGAGAAGCCUGACCCUAAGAUGCUGCAGAUGGUUUUGCAGGGCUCUGUAACAGCCACAGUUAACCAGGGACCAUUAGAGGUAGCCCAGGUCUUUUUGAAUGAAAUCCCAGCAGACCCCAAACUCUACCGUCAUCACAACAAACUGCGCCUGUGUUUCAAAGAGUUCAUCCUACGGUGUGGAGAAGCAGUGGAGAAGAACAAGCACCUGAUCACACCAGACCAGCGGGAGUAUCAGCAAGAGUUAAAGAAGAACUACAAUAAGCUGAGGGAGAACCUCAGGCCCAUGCUGGAGAGAAAGAUUCCUGAACUCUACAAGCCCAUCAUCAAACCCCGUCUGGACAACAGGGACUCGGUCAAAAGACACAGCUUCCGUCGAAUCCAGGAGGACGGUUCAUGAUGUCAUGAGAACAGCGCAGACGAGAGGAGAAGGUUCUCAGACAGAUAGAGUUUCACAGUGUAGAUUGAAAGAGCAACCCGAUGCCUUGAGCACGGUUUCAUGAACAAUAUUAAAUAUCAGUUUAUGUUCACAUUGUCAAAUGUUGACAUAUUUUAGGAUGCUGUUUUUGUUGUCCCUUACUCUUGAUUUGCUGUUGUCCUAAUACAUUUUUUUAGGUAUCAUUUUAGCUGAUAGGCUUUGGUAGUUUCUAAACACUCAGAGCCAAUAUAAGAGCAUGGCACACUUUCAAAUAAUCAAAUAAUCAUACUGUACAUAAUUACUGUUAUUUAACACCUACAGCACUGUAGACAAAAGACUAAACCACUUUGAGAAGUUAUUUGGUACAGAAAUUGAAUUUGAAUCAUGAUACAGUAAUGGGGGAAAAAGAAACUACAGUACACCCUCCUUUAAUUCUGCGGUUUUAAUUAUAACAUACAGAACCAGGUUUAGCAGCAAUAACCUAAUAGAAGUUGAUGAGGGCUAUCCGAUUGUUAUUUAGGUUAGUUUAUAUAAAAACAUAGAAUCAAAAGAGGAUUUUCUUUCUUUUUCCCAUGACUACAUAAAGGCAAGUUAUGUAUUAAAUACCUCAAACAGCGCAAAUAAACAUAUAGACAAAAAAAAAUCUACAUGAUAUACAGGUAUCUGCUGUCUAGUGCAGAAAGAACAUGAAUAAUAAAAGAGAUGCUUUCAGUGCAAACAGACUGUCCGCACUUUCAACAGAAUGAAGGGAGGCUAAACAGAGACAGCUUAUAUAACCCCAGGAAAGAAAGGUCUGUGACUUGUGUAAAGCCCUCAUGUAGGAAGACUUGAGCAUCCGCCAAGCCAUGCGUGUUCGGCUGCACGCUCAAUGCCUCACGUAGCAGAUGGGAAGAAUUUCUCAUGAUGGUUGAGACAUGAGCCAGUGAAAAGAAACGACUGGAAUUUUUAGUAUGCAUGACGCUACUCAGAAGUAGAAACUUAAGCUCGAUUUUAUCCGCAAUUCUUAAAUACCAUUGUGCAAGCCGUCUUUGUUUGCCUGAAUUGUGAUAAAAGAACUGCUUGUCUAUAUGAGAUUUAUACACUGCCCCUGGUUACAUUAGACAUGUGUUCAUUCUUUUUACAAUAUAAUAUAUAUUUUUAGCAGUGGAAUAUGAAAUAGAUGUAUAUAUGAUUUACUUUAUUUAUAGUAAGUUGUAGUUUUAAUUCUCACUGGUACGAGCAGCAUUUUCUAUAGCGUGCCAAUUCACAUGUUCACAUUAGCUUUUAAAAAAUAAGAUGAAGCAUUUGUUCACAAUUGUUUAAUUUGGAUGGAAUACCGAAUGAUUUCUUAUUUGUAUAUUUUCUGUAAUUUUAUUAACUAAGAUUUUUUGUUGUUGUUUUUUUCAUGCCAUUUCCAAAAUAUUUUUACAUAAGUCAUACAUAACACUGCAGAUUGCAGUUCAAUUUUUAUUUCUGAAAAGAACAUGUUUUGUUAUGAACAUCAUAAUUCUUUCUGUUACACAUGGCAAUCCUCCUAACACUGUGAGAUCUGUUUGGACUAUAGUGUCUUUCUCCAGCACAAUGUGGAUGUAAAUUUAUUUUUGUACCAUAAUAUUUCAAUGCUUGAAAUAAAAUUUAAAAAAUUAA